AUGUCCGAGGGUACUUCGGAAACAAUGACAAGAAAAGUCAUAAAGCUUCGAAACUACUCAAAAAAGCGGGACGAAGACGAGAACAACGCCUUGGAGAAGGAAGCUCCUCGAGUAGCGCGUGGAAACGACCGCUCGCAAAGAGUUGAAAAGCAAGCAGAACUCUGUGAUAGGCUCAAAUAUCUUGAUGAUUUCUAUUCUCUCAAUGUUUAUGGUUGGAAUAGCGAACGCUUCGACUUGACUGUUAUAAUCAAUGCUCUGACUGAAGUUGUUCGUCGUAGACAUCCCCACUUACUAGUCACAAAGCGAGACAAGGACACUCGUUUUGAGCCAAAGAUGAAUAUGAUCCAGAGAGGCGCCGGAACAAUGCUUGCUUCCUAUGGCAAUAUCAAAUUUAAGGACAUGAUGAAUCUCGUUGAAAGAGGGACAUCGCUGGAAAAGUUCGUGCAAUCACUUGGUUUGCAGAUAGCAAAGGCUGUUUACCCAUACGAACGUUUCAAAGACACUGACGAGCUCAUCAGUUACAAAGGAUUCCCACCGUACUCCGACUUUUAUAGCUCUUUCUACAUUCCUGUCGAGAAAGAAGUUCACCUGGUCAACAAAUUUCUUAUUGAACACUGCUGGACGAUUGAUGAUCUUGCUGCUGAAAUUGAUGUCCCUGUAGAAAAACUCAACAGUCUAGCAGAUAGUUUUGAGUGUUGCUAUGAAACCACCGAUGAAAAUAUCGAGCUUCUUGCUAAGAAAUGGGAAAUACCAAUUGAUGAAAUCAAAUAUUUCGCAGAAAACUCUUUUCGCUGUUUUGCAAUCAACGAAGAGUCCAAAAAAUUUUUCAAUAUCUCAGUGGAUAAAUACUUGGCUUCAAAGGACUUAUUCGAAGAAGAAAAAUGUGAAACGAUGCUCGAUUGGCUGCGUGUCUAUAAUCUCAUCGACACAGACAUGCUAAGCCAAGGCAUUGUAGAAUACAGUAACCAGUUUGCCGAAAAAUUUAAUGUGAAUAUCCAUCAAUAUAUCUCAUUGGCGCAAGUUGCUGAAAAGAUUGCGUUUGGUAAAUACGCGCGUGCGACACCCAUCUACUCGAUCACUGAUGCUGAAUUGAGAAAGGACAUCCGUGAAGCCUUGACAGGAGGAAUGACGCACGUGUUUCACCGACUGAUCGAAUUGAACCAACCAGAUGGGCCUCUUCCACAUGCCGCCCGAUAUGCUGACAAUGGCGAACUCUUCAAAAUGAUUAAACAGCUUGAUGCGAAUAGUUUGUAUCCUUUUACUCUACAGGAUUCUCUGCCAUGUGGUCCUGGAAUCGCUGUAUAUCCUGGGGAUAUCGGUGACGCUACUCGUGUUGGUGAUGUUGGAUAUUUCAAGUUGAAUCUGCUCUAUGAGGGCAAAGAAUCAAUCUCCCUCAAAAGCUUGCAGUAUCUAGAAUAUCUGCGACAUCAAUCUGGUGUGGAUAUCCAACAUGCGUAUCACAUAGGCGAAAAGAAAAUUGGGAAGUAUUCUCUUGAUGGAUAUUAUGAGAAAGACAAUAUCAGAUGGGGAGUUGAGUUUUACGGCUGCUAUUGGCACAAAUGUCGUUCAUGUAAAAUCCAAACAAAUGAGGACGCUGACGAAGAACGGGACAAGGAAAGAAAGAAAUUCAUAGAGAAGAAAAUCGACAUCCUUAAAAUAAAGCGAGAAUGUCACUUCGACAAAUUUAUGAAAAGAAACAUGGCCGAUGAAGAAUUCGCUCGUAAUGCCAGAGAAAAUUGGGCUCCAGAUUGGUGUCCUUUUCUUUUCCACGAUAAGAAACUAAGAGAAAAAGAUCUAAUCGAUGCUCUGAUGGAACGAAAAGUUUUUGGAUUCGCAAUGGUGGAAAUUGAGCCAAGUAAAGCUGUUUAUAAUCGAUAUGGAGAUCUGAAAUUUCCUAUGAUUUUUAAGAAAACCCAGAUAGAAAGAGAUAUGCUAUCUGAAAAUCAAAAAAUCGGAAAUCUUGAGAUGCCUGUGAGCCAAAACACAUUGAUUUAUAAUUCUAGCGGAGAAAAAAUGCUUCUUAUCACUCCUCUACUGUAUUUUUAUUUGGAUAUGGGAUAUAUUAUUAAGAAGGUUCAUUAUCUUCUUAUGUACAAUAAGGAAAAACCGAUGGCUCCUUUCGUCGAUAGACUGGUCGCUGAUCGAAUCCGGUAUCAUAUUGCCGAGAACAAAGUUGGCGAAAAACUUUCAAAGCUGGUACUUAAUAUUGUCACUGGUUUGUUUGGCAAGAAUGUUUCUAAAUACAGGGAAACAAAAUACAUCGAUGAUGCUGAUUUAUACCGCUACAUCAGAUCGCCUUUGCUCGAAAAAAAUGAAAUCAUCAGUGCUGAAGGACCCACAUCUUUGGUCAAAAUUGUCAAAAAGAAGAAAACGCAGAGAGAUAGCGUUCCAACACAUAUUUCAGCAUUUAUCUAUCAGAAAAGCAAAUUGGUCAUGUUCAAUUUCAUUGAUAAUAUAUGCACUCAUCUGAAGGAAGGAUCAUUCAAACUUUGCUACGCAGACACCGAUUCGAUUAUGAUUGCUUAUACAGGUGAUGAUGUUGAAACACUCGUCAAAUCUGAGAAGAAGGAGUCAUGGAAAAAUUUCGUUGACACAUGGAUGGUUCCUGAAAAAGUCACUGACCAGAUGCUGCGAGAAUCAAAUAACUCUAAGAAGGAAGCCGAAAAAUUGCUGAAAAAAUUGGAGAAAACGCCGGGUUUAUUCAAAAUCGAGGGUGGGAUAUAUGGGCAAGGCACUUAUUGCGGCUUGAGCUCUAAAUGUUAUAUUCUCAAGGGUAAAAAUGAUAAGGGGGAUAUAAAAAUAAAAAAAUCAACGAAAGGCGUCAAGAAGGAUAUUGAAACACCGGUGGAACAUUUCGUACGUUCUCUCCUUAACGAUGAAAAGUUCAGCGCUACAAUGACAGGCAUGGUAGCCCGUAAAAACGAGAUCGUCAUUCGAAAAACAACAAAGAAUGCACUGAACAAUGUCUAUGUAAAAUGGCAGAUUGCUGAUGACCAAGUGACUGCAACCCCACUCAAAAACGCAUCUGGAUAUAUUUGA
This is a messenger RNA of Oikopleura dioica, 3039 nucleotides long. NCBI's taxonomy places the organism in Eukaryota, Metazoa, Chordata, Appendicularia, Copelata, Oikopleuridae. The record is from the annotation of a GenBank genome assembly.